Bactrocera tryoni is the source of this 1475-nucleotide messenger RNA. Its product is annotated as 3-oxoacyl-[acyl-carrier-protein] reductase FabG-like. The record is from RefSeq and is a predicted model, not a curated record. Lineage: Eukaryota; Metazoa; Arthropoda; Insecta; Diptera; Tephritidae. The transcript has a single exon. Gene Ontology annotation, molecular function: oxidoreductase activity. The coding region runs from base 417 to 1184 and encodes 255 amino acids.
UUGAUUUUUUUUAAAUUUUUUUUAAUUUUUCAAAACACCUCUCACAGUCUUAUGAUAUUGUAUGCAUAACUGCUGAUUGAGCAAUAAGGGCUGAUGCACUAUAGAGCAAGUCUAUACAAAUAUAACAAAGAGAAAUUAUGAACAACUAUCUUAUCACUUCUUCUGUAGAAAGUCAUCAUAAAUACUCUCUCAAAAGAUAUAGAGAAUGUUAAGAGUAUUAGGUGAGCACGUAAAAUUUGCUUAUAAAAUCACGUAACAGACUCACUAACAGUUUCAUAAAUGAAUAAAAUUGGCAAAACAUAAAUAUUUACAAAAGCCAAGUGAUAAGAUGUGAAGGUGUAAAUUACCCUCCAUAAGUAUUAGCGUUGCCCACAGCAAUACAGUUCCUUCAACGCCGCGAGUUCGUACAGAUCACCAUGAGUUUAGUGGGCAAAGUUGUAAUUGUAACCGGAGCGAGUUCGGGCAUUGGUGCUGCGACGGCAGAAGCUUUUGCCAAAGCAGGUUCCAAAGUGGUGCUCACAGGACGAAAUGCAGCGAAUUUGAAGGUUACCGAAGCGGCCUGUAAAGCUGCCAACAGCAAAGCCGAACUUCUAUUAAUCGCUGCUGAUGUCACAGUGGAUGCGGAACGCAUUAUAAACACAACAAUUGACCGUUUUGGACAAUUGGAUGUGCUGGUCAAUAACGCGGGUAUUUUUGAAGUUGGCAACAUAUUAGAUAUUGAAGUCGAUCAAUUUGAUAGAAUUUUCAAUACAAAUGUGCGUUCCGUCUUCCUUUUAACUAAAUUUGCAGCGCCACACUUGAUCAAGACCCAGGGCAAUAUCGUGAAUGUCUCUAGCGUCUCAAGUUUGCGUUCUAACCGUGGUAUGUCCGCCUAUUGCAGCUCGAAGGCAGCACUGGAUCAAUUCACUAGAUGUAUCGCCUUGGAUUUGGCGCCGCAAAAUGUACGUGUAAAUUCUAUUAAUCCCGGUGUUAUUGUGACCGGUAUUCAUAGAAGUCUUGGUUCAUCGCCGCAGGAACUUGACGAAUUUUAUGUGCGUUCUAAGGCAAUGCAUCCACUUGGUCGUGUUGGCGAACCAAGAGAGGUAGCCCAUGCUAUUAUUUUCUUAGCUAGUGACAGCACUAGUUUUAUAACGGGUGUAACUAUGCCCAUCGACGGUGGCAGACAUGCCCUCAGCUCUUUUUGAAUAUUGAUUGAAAUGCCGUUUUUUUUUAAAUUGAUAAAUAAAUUUGAAAUAUAAUUAACAAAAUUUACUAUGUGUCUUAAUAUUAAGUAAUUAACAUUAGUAACGGUUACUUUUACAUAUAUAUUGGGUAGCAGAAAAAGUUUUUUCGUAUAUCUACUGAAAUAUAUCGUAAUGAAAUGGAAAUAUAUAUGUAUUUUCUCAAGGCAUAACGAGCAGGAAUCACUUCAUCGCUGUCGAAUGAGUCUUGUUCUUUUAGAAGCCGCUUUUUUAUUCAUUUUUUCCUAUUGUCCG